UUCAACGUUAUUAAGAAAACCAACCACGCAAACAAUUAUUUCGCCUGUUUCGUGGUUAUUAAAACUUCUUCUUCCCAUUUCUUAUUCCUCGUAGCGCUCUCAGGCAUCUCAAUCAAAUGUAUCCUCUGAAGCCUACCAAAUCCCGUAUAGUUGUCGGGAGAGUUUUCAAUCCGCUUUCUGAACAACAGAUUAACCCUGAAACAUUACUACUACUUGGGUUCAUAUACAACAAGAUUUAGCUGUUAAAAGGAAAAGAAUCAGUAAAAAUAUCUCUCUGUUUCUGAUUUGUGGUUGUUUGAAGCCAUGAAUUCAACCAACAGAAACAAUUCCUUUGUAUCUCCUUGCUACCCAUCUUUCGUCUUUGUGUAAUCAUUGAAAUAACUUCUAAAGUUGCAGUUUUUUGUCUUUGUUAUGAUUAUGAAACUGUCGAGCUCUCUGACUAUGGGAGAGCGGAUCUGUUCAGCUUUCAUACCGUUUGUUGCAGUGAUCGAUUUCUUGAUUUAUGCGAUGGCUAAUUGUUUCGAAUGCCGGCCCCGCCACAAGAAAAUUCGCUAUGGGUUCACAGAUCUUACCCGUCUCUCCAAUGAGACCCGAUUUACGGUGAAUGAAGUGGAGGCAUUGUACGAAUUGUUCAAGAAGUUGAGUAGCUCAAUUAUUGAUGAUGGAUUGAUUCACAAGGAAGAGCUUCGGUUAGCAUUGUUCCAGACUCCGUUCGGUGAGAAUCUUUUGCUUGACAGGGUUUUUGAUCUUUUUGAUGAGAAGAAAAAUGGUGUCAUUGAAUUUGAGGAAUUUGUCCGUGCACUCAAUGUGUUUCAUCCCUAUGCCCCUAUAGAAGCUAAAAUUGAUUUUGCAUUUAGGUUGUAUGAUCUGAGACAAACCGGGUUUAUUGAGCGGGAAGAAGUUAAGCAAAUGGUAGUUGCCAUUUUGAUGGAAUCUGACAUGAUUUUGUCAGAUGACCUUCUUGAGGCUAUCAUUGACCAAACAUUUGCUGAUGCCGAUGCUGACAAGGAUGGUAGAAUCAACAAAGAAGAAUGGAAAGCAUUUGUGCUUCGUAAUCCUAGCGUCUUAAAGAACAUGACUCUUCCUCAUUUAAAGGACAUCACAACCUUAUUUCCCAGUUUUGUUCAUGACACUGAAGUUGAAGACUUGUAACAAGAGGUGAUUUUAGACCAAAACGCUAUAAAGCUUGGAUAUGAUGUAAAGGGACAAGACUAUUUGCUCAGUAGAUCCUGCUUUCAGAGAGCUUCUAUUCAUGUCUCGUUGCCGGGGAUCAAGUAAAUAGCACGUCUCCCUUCUGUGAAAGCAGCACCAGAAAAUGAUCAGUUACCAAAUUAUUUUGAUUAAGCUCUCUAGCUAUUAGCGUGGCAUAAAAUUUUUUUUUAUGACUACAUUUAGCUAUUAUGUUGUACAGUAGACAGAUUUCAAAUUGGUUUCAUUUUGUAAUGAGCUUGUCUAAGCUUGUUCUCUCAAUUUUGGUUAACUUGUGCAAGUAAUUUCUCCUUGUUAAUGAGAAGUAGAUGUCUCAAGUAUGACUUGGAGACGAGUCAUGCUCUACUAGUCACGAGGCAGGAAUGAAGCAUCACUCUUGUUCCAUUGGCAUUCACAUGAGAAUGAAAUCUCAAUAACUUCUGGACCUCAAUUCAAAGUUCCCAUCAACUGGAAAACU
Molecule: messenger RNA, 1666 nt
Organism: Durio zibethinus
Lineage: Eukaryota; Viridiplantae; Streptophyta; Magnoliopsida; Malvales; Malvaceae
Product: calcineurin B-like protein 10
Biological process (GO): calcium-mediated signaling
Molecular function (GO): kinase binding; calcium ion binding
Source: RefSeq, a predicted model, not a curated record